Messenger RNA from Egretta garzetta (little egret), 1989 nucleotides. It is a transcript of the gene FLRT2, whose product is annotated as fibronectin leucine rich transmembrane protein 2. The transcript has a single exon. Gene Ontology annotation, molecular function: protein binding. Bases 1 to 1989 code for a protein of 662 amino acids. Lineage: Eukaryota; Metazoa; Chordata; Aves; Pelecaniformes; Ardeidae. The record is from RefSeq and is a predicted model, not a curated record.
AUGGGUUCGUGGACUAGAAUGUGGCCCACAGAUUGGGCUGUUCUCAUGAAAUCAUGGCUUAUCUUUUCCCUGGGGUUCUACAUGCAGGUCUCCAAAACUUUGGCCUGCCCAAAAGUGUGCCGCUGUGACCGAAACUUUGUCUACUGUAAUGAGCGAAGCUUGACCUCAGUGCCUCUUGGGAUACCGGAGGGUGUAACCGUCCUCUACCUCCAUAAUAACCAAAUUAAUAAUGCUGGAUUUCCUGCAGAGUUGCACAAUGUCCAGUCUGUGCACACAGUCUACCUGUAUGGCAACCAAUUAGAUGAAUUCCCCAUGAACCUGCCCAAGAACGUCAGGGUUCUCCACCUGCAGGAAAACAACAUUCAGACCAUUUCUCGGGCUGCCCUUGCUCAGCUUUUGAAGCUGGAAGAGCUGCACCUGGAUGACAACUCCAUCUCCACUGUUGGUGUUGAGGAUGGGGCAUUCCGGGAAGCCAUCAGCCUCAAGCUUCUAUUCUUGUCCAAGAAUCACUUGAGCAGUGUACCGGUAGGCCUUCCAGUGGACUUACAAGAACUUCGAGUAGACGAAAACCGAAUUGCUGUCAUUUCAGACCUGGCCUUCCAGAAUCUUACAAGUCUGGAGCGUCUGAUUGUGGAUGGCAAUCUCCUUACUAAUAAAGGCAUAGCUGAAGGCACCUUCAGCCACCUCUCCAAGCUCAAGGAAUUCUCAAUAGUUCGGAAUUCACUGACCUACCCUCCUCCCGAUCUUCCAGGUACACACCUGCUAAGGCUCUACUUGCAGGACAACCAGAUAACCCAUAUACCACUUACAGCCUUUUCAAACCUCCACAAACUGGAACGUCUUGAUAUUUCCAACAAUCAACUUCGGAUGUUGGUAAAGGGGGUAUUUGAUAAUCUCCACAACCUGAGGCAACUCACUGUAAGGAAUAAUCCCUGGUUGUGUGACUGCAGUAUUAAGUGGGUCACUGAAUGGCUCAAAUUUAUUCCCACUUCCAUCAAUGUACGGGGUUUUAUGUGCCAGGGACCAGAGCAGGUCCGAGGUAUGGCAGUCAGGGAGCUCAAUAUGAAUAUGUUGUCAUGCCCCACCACCACCCCUGGUCUGCCACUUAUCAUCACCCCAGUCCCAGCUACAGCCAUGCCAACUACAUUAGUUCCCACCUCAUCAGUUCCUCCCCCAAGUAGCAAAUAUAAUCCUCUCACUCCCACCAUAGCCACGCUCCCCACUGUGCCUGACAGGAAGGACAGAGAAAGGGUGACACCUCCUAUAUCUGAACGGAUUCAACUCUCCAUCCAUUUUGUGAAUGACACUUGCAUCCAAGUUAAUUGGAUGUCUCUUUUUACUGUGAUGGCAUACAAACUCACAUGGGUUAAAAUGGGCCAUAGCCUGGUAGGAGGAAUUGUUCAGGAACGAAUAGUUAGUGGUGAGAAGCAACACUUAAGCCUAGUAAAUCUGGAGCCCAAAUCCACCUAUCGGAUUUGUUUGGUUCCGCUGGAUACUUAUAACAACUACCGAACUGGAGAAGACACUGUCUGUUCAGAAGCCACAACCAAGGCUUCCUUUUUGAGCAAUGGCAGCAACAUCCCCUCCAGCCAUGAGCAGACGACUUCUCAGAACCUGGGCUCCCCAUUUCUGCUGGCAGGGUUGAUUGGGGGUGCAGUGAUAUUUGUCCUCGUGGUCCUGCUCAGCAUUUUUUGCUGGCACAUGCACAAAAAAGGGCGUUACACCUCCCAGAAGUGGAAAUAUAACCGGGGCCGUCGGAAAGAUGACUACUGCGAGGCAGGGACCAAGAAGGACAACUCCAUCCUGGAGAUGACGGAAACCAGCUUCCAGAUUGUCUCCUUAAAUAAUGAUCAACUCCUUAAAGGAGAUUUCAGACUGCAGCCCAUUUAUACCCCAAAUGGGGGCAUUAACUACACAGACUGCCACAUCCCCAACAACAUGCGAUACUGCAACAGCAAUGUCUCAGACCUGGAGCACUGUCAUACGUGA